CGAACACGUGGCAUGCGUCUUCUUUUGGAGAAGAAAACUACACCACUCAGCUUUCCACCACGCCAAGCCGAGCCUUCUCCGCGAAGCCUAGCCGUUAGACGUCGCUGCAGGUGGGCCUAGACACCGUGUCUCCGUACCCAUCGUCCACCUCACACCAUUCUCCCCAAUCGUCGCGUGAGUAUGCCUCCAUUGAGAAAGAACGAAGUCGUUCCGGCCAAACCUCCGCGCCCCGACCAAAUCUCUUCCUCCAUUACUCUUUCUGGACAGGAAGCAAAGCUCCUGACACGCCCAGCCGUCCCGUUCCAUCGCCGCGCUGCUCGAGAAAGGAGAGACAGUGACAUGGCCAUAGACCGAGCUCACGAGCACCGCGUCCAAACUCCACCUUUAAGCCUACCCUUGCGCCAACACUCUCUCCUAGCUCGCCUCUUCACGUUCCAUGCAAACACAGGGAAGGGAGUCCCUUGGGAUAGCCGGAACGCAAGCGCCCGCGUCGGCGCCGGCGAGCCCACGACGCUACCGACUUCCCUCUGACGAAACACCGACGGGCAACGCCGCCUCUUCGACGUCCUUCGCGUCGGCCAGAACACCGCCGCCGCUGUCCUCACCAUCGAUCCGCUGCCUUGGUUCCAUCGUUGGAGAAGCCCCGCCGCUGACGCCACUCGCCGUCGGAGCAGAACACCGUCCCCGGAGCUCCCCUCACCGCUUCCACCCAAACCGUGCCCGGGACAACGAAGUUGCAGCCAUAGAGGAGUGUGAGCAGGAACCUAAGACUUGUGAGGAGUUCACUGAGCAAGACAUUGAUGCAGGAAAUGAGAUGCCCAGUGAUGAGUACUUUGCACCGGGUACCGGAGGUUUCGAGGAUGGUUCUUUCUAGGGUGAUUCCUAGUCAGUUGCUUGUGGUGGUUUGGUAGAUGGGCAUACAGAAGAACAUAUAUAUUUUGCUACUCUUAUUCCGCUGCGUUUAAACUCUUCCAUUUGGCCGGUCCGCCCUAUCUAUGUUGUAUGACUUGAGCACUCGCUAAGUUAUGUGAACCAUGUUAUCUAUUUGUAUGUGUAUUAUGUAUGGAUGUGAUGACAAGGUUGUGGUUUCGUGUA
This is a messenger RNA of Oryza sativa Japonica Group (Japanese rice), 1095 nucleotides long. RefSeq lists its product as uncharacterized. The record is from RefSeq and is a predicted model, not a curated record. NCBI's taxonomy places the organism in Eukaryota, Viridiplantae, Streptophyta, Magnoliopsida, Poales, Poaceae.